AUGCCUCAAAACGAAUAUAUUGAACAACAUAUCAAGAAACAUGGUAGACGAUUAGAUUAUGAAGAAAGAAAAAGAAAGAAGGAAGCAAGAGAAGGACAUAGAAUUGCUAAAGAUGCUCAAACUUUGAAAGGUUGGAGAGGUAAACAAUUUGCUAAGAAGAGAUAUGCUGAAAAAGUAGCUAUGAAAAAGAAAAUUAAAGCUCAUCAAGAAAGUAAAGUUAAAGGACCAUCUACUCCUAAAGUUGAUGAUGGUGAAGCAUUACCUACUUAUUUAUUAGAUCGUCAAACAAAUAAUACUGCUAAAGCUAUAUCAAGUUCUAUUAAACAAAAAAGAUUAGAAAAAGCUGAUAAAUUUCAAGUCCCAUUACCUAAAGUUAAAGGUAUUUCUGAAGAAGAAAUGUUUAAAGUUAUUAAAACUGGUAAAUCUAAAAGUAAAUCUUGGAAGAGAAUGAUUACUAAACAUACUUUUGUUGGUGAAGGUUUUACUAGAAGACCUGUUAAAAUGGAAAGAAUUAUUCGUCCUGCAGCAUUAAGACAAAAGAAAGCAAAUGUUACUCAUCCUGAAUUAGGUGUAACGGUAUUUUUACCUAUUUUGGGUGUUAAAAAGAAUCCUCAAUCUCCAAUGUAUACUCAAUUAGGGGUUUUAACAAAAGGUACAAUUAUAGAAGUCAACGUUUCCGAAUUGGGUUUGGUCACUGCUGGUGGUAAAGUUGUUUGGGGUAAAUAUGCUCAAAUUACAAAUGAACCUGAUAGAGACGGUUGUGUAAAUGCUGUAUUGUUAGUGUAA
Molecule: messenger RNA, 786 nt
Organism: Candida tropicalis MYA-3404
Lineage: Eukaryota; Fungi; Ascomycota; Pichiomycetes; Serinales; Debaryomycetaceae
Exons: 1
Coding region: 1-786 (261 amino acids)
Biological process (GO): maturation of LSU-rRNA; maturation of 5.8S rRNA
Cellular component (GO): preribosome, large subunit precursor; nucleolus
Source: RefSeq, a predicted model, not a curated record